Gigantopelta aegis is the source of this 686-nucleotide messenger RNA. RefSeq names its product putative nuclease HARBI1. The coding region runs from base 30 to 452 and encodes 140 amino acids. The record is from RefSeq and is a predicted model, not a curated record. The transcript has 3 exons. Lineage: Eukaryota; Metazoa; Mollusca; Gastropoda; Neomphalida; Peltospiridae.
CCCACGAUUCCCGGAUUUUUUAAAAUUCCAUGCUACGUCAACAAUAUAGAGAUAGGACCAUUAGGGGGAUCCUGGUGGGCGAUCCAGCAUACACAUGCACGUCAUUUCUUCUUACGCCAAUCAGGAAUGUCCAUACUGAAGCGGAAAGACGUUAUAACGUUGCCCAACGUAGGACAAGGUCGGUGAUCGAAAGGGCAUUUGGAAUAUGGAAACGACGCUUUCCGUGUGUUGCAUUUGGCAAUCGACUUCGAUGUUCGCUACAGCACAACAUGGCUAUUGUGGUAGCUACAGUCUGCCUCCAUAACCUUGCCAGGGAGCGUAAUGAUCCGCUGCCUGGAGACGAUGGUUCAGCUGAUGAAGAUGGACAACCUCAACAUGUAGCCAAUGAAGAGGUUGACGUGAGAGGAGAUGUAUUCAGGCAACGAUACAUAAGACAAAAUUUCAUUGUCUGAUUGGGAACUGUGCCUAGGUAUUUGGCCAUCAAAGGAAUCGCUUGACUGGUUUAUCGGCAAUGGAUCUUGAUGAGAACUGUGGGAUUCACUGAAAGAAGAUUUGUAGUCAUAAUAUAUUAUAAUUUCUGUAUAAUUAAGAGUUGGUGAUGUAUUUCCAUUUUAACAACCAGUGCUAUUUUACUAGUUUAGUAUUGACAAUGUUUAAUACAUGUGUAUAAUUUGUGAAAUAAUUAC